Messenger RNA from Rhodotorula graminis WP1, 932 nucleotides. RefSeq lists its product as uncharacterized. Gene Ontology annotation, molecular function: DNA binding. Lineage: Eukaryota; Fungi; Basidiomycota; Microbotryomycetes; Sporidiobolales; Sporidiobolaceae. Gene Ontology annotation, biological process: double-strand break repair via homologous recombination; DNA replication; nucleotide-excision repair. The coding region runs from base 19 to 825 and encodes 268 amino acids. The transcript is spliced from 8 exons. The record is from RefSeq and is a predicted model, not a curated record. Gene Ontology annotation, cellular component: nucleus; DNA replication factor A complex; site of double-strand break.
CCCCACCAGAACUACACCAUGAGCUACGCAGGCGGCGGUUUCAUGUCUCAGGGCGGCAGCCAGUCCAGUCCAGGCGGCGGCAAGCGCACCGGCUCGUCGGCACUGCGCCCCAUCACCAUCCACCAGCUGCUCAACGCCGAGCAGGCCUUUGCCGAGGCCGAGUUCUACAUUGACGGCGCCGAGGUCAAAGAUGUCACGCUCGUCGCCUGUAUCCGCAACGUCAGCUCGACGCAGACGCAGCUCAACAUGCUCGUCGAGGACGGCACGGGCCAGGUCGACGCGAGGAGCUGGAAGGACCCGGCCGCAGAGGAGACGAGCAACCCGUACGACGACUUUGCGAUCAACACUUACGUGCGCAUCAUCGGCUCGCUCAAGUCGUUCAACGGCAAGCGCCACCUCAACGUCAACCGCUUCCGCCGCAUCGACGACUUCAACGAGAUCCUCUUCCACCCGAUCGAGGCCAUCUACGUCCACAAGUUCUACAAGGACGGCCCGCCCGGGGGAGCGACCGGCGGCAUGAACUCGAUCAACGCGACGACCUUUGACGGCGGGGCCGCCAACCCGUACGCGGCCGGCGGCGCAGGAGGCGGCGCAGGCGGCGACCCGUACGCCGACCUGCCGAACGUGCAGCGCAGCGUCAUGCAGUACGUCGCCGAGCAGGUGUCGUCCGGCGUGGCCGGCGAGGAGGGCGUCAACGUCAACUCGAUCUUGCGCCAGGUCGGCGGCAACCAGGAUCGCGUCCGGCAGGAGUACCAGACCCUCAUCGACGACGGCCACCUGUACCAGACGAUCGACGACGACCAUGUCCUCCCGACCGCCUCCUAGCGCCCCGCACCUCUCUCGUUUCAGCGUGUCCCUCCCUUUCUCUCUUUCUCGUCGCAGUCCUGUCGCAGUUGCAACGCUUGCCUGUACUUGUUCCACGCGCUCGCGGU